This is a messenger RNA of Bradysia coprophila, 985 nucleotides long. Its product is annotated as serine protease 1-like. Gene Ontology annotation, molecular function: serine-type endopeptidase activity. Lineage: Eukaryota; Metazoa; Arthropoda; Insecta; Diptera; Sciaridae. Gene Ontology annotation, biological process: proteolysis. The record is from RefSeq and is a predicted model, not a curated record.
GGGCCAGUUUAAGUUAUUUGCUCAUAUCAAAAUGCGCUGCUUGAUUCUGAUAUUGUGUGCGGUGUCUUUGAAAGUCGAAGCUUCCGAUUGGUUGAACCGAACCGUUCGUGUCGAUUUGAUUGUCGACCAAUCAACCAUCAAUGUCAGAACCUUCGAUCCAAAGUUUGAUUCUCUCGUGCAAUCGGAGAACAUUUUGAACGCUGUGAAUGCCACAAAUGGCCAGUAUCCUUGGGUCAUUCGUACGACAGCUUGGUCAGAUCAAGGCGGUGGUUUCAGAUUUGGCACUCCGUGUGCGGGCACAAUCAUCAACAGCAAUUUCGUUCUCAGUGAUUUCCAUUGCAUCGGUCAGACCCUUAACCCUCCAGCCAAUUCGAUUGAAGCUCUAAUUGGAUUCGCUCAAUGGAAUUCAUCAAGUACAGCAACCCAUUUCGUACGAAGCUAUUGGUACAUCGAACCAUCGCCUGAAAAUCGUCCCAAUAUCGUGCUGUUCAGAAUGAACAGCACCAUUACGUUCAAUCCGAAUGUUCAUCCCAUUCGGUUGCCAUUUUAUCAAGACUUUGACUACGAAGGCUGGUCUUCCCUGAUGCUAGGUUUCCGAUCGCCCGAUGGACCGUCUACUCCUCACUUGCAGUCAAUGGAAGCCAGCAUUUUCAACAACAAUCAGUGUGACUUCGACAGUGACUUCGCCGACCAUGACAUCUGUGCUAUCGACAGCGGUGAGCUGUACCAAGGACCGAUAAGACGUUUUAACUCGUUCACCGGAGGAGCGUGGAUUGUGUACGAAUAUGCCGAUGCAGGUCUGGUGUUCGUUCCCAUUUUAGUCGGGAUUCAUCAAUUCCAGUACGCUAAUCAAACGGCAUCGUUCGGACGUGCGACCAGAGUCUCUCAUUUCGUGGAAUGGAUUGAAACACUUUCCGCGGAGAAUUAGUGUGCGCAGCUAAAAUAAAACUUUUUAUCUGAUGAAUAAACAGAAAUGUAUUUUUAA